Messenger RNA from Mytilinidion resinicola, 460 nucleotides. RefSeq lists its product as uncharacterized. The record is from RefSeq and is a predicted model, not a curated record. The transcript has a single exon. Lineage: Eukaryota; Fungi; Ascomycota; Dothideomycetes; Mytilinidiales; Mytilinidiaceae. Bases 80 to 316 code for a protein of 78 amino acids.
GGCGUAUGCAAAGGUCCGGUACAGGUAUAAUUGGGUUCACCUGGCCAGCUCCUUCAGAGACGAGCUGCCCAUUCGCACAAUGGAAUUCGAAGCGGAGAUUGUGGAGAUGAUAGAAAAUGUGGGCUUUCCCAAGAAGCUGUGCGAAGAUGUAGCUGGCGAUAUUGAGGAGAUCGACUCGGAUUCGGAUUCUGAUGACGAUGAGGAGGAUCCAAACGAGGGUCAGGUCCAGUAUCAGGCCCAGGACGACGACGAUGCAUACGAGGAGCCCUAUGUCUUCAAGUACUGGGCUGAAGAGGAUGAGGAGGAGCAGGAGUGAGUUUGUGCAUAGGGAUGACGAGCUCAAAUGCUGAAAAGAAUUGUCGGGUCUGUACAACGAUGGCUGUUGAGAGACGGCGGAUGUCAGACUUCGGCGGUUCAGCUUGAUGUUGCUUUUAUUGCUGCUUAGUAUAUUUAGCACGGC